Micromonas commoda is the source of this 729-nucleotide messenger RNA. RefSeq lists its product with no specific name. Gene Ontology annotation, cellular component: mitochondrion. The record is from RefSeq and is a predicted model, not a curated record. The transcript has a single exon. Lineage: Eukaryota; Viridiplantae; Chlorophyta; Mamiellophyceae; Mamiellales; Mamiellaceae. The annotation marks the transcript as partial. Gene Ontology annotation, molecular function: prostaglandin-E synthase activity.
AAGGUGACGCUGUACCAGUACGACGUGUGCCCCUUUUGCAACAAGGUGAAGGCGUACUUGGACUACCGCGGCAUUCCCUACGACGUCGUGGAGGUCAACCCCCUGACCAAGUCGGAGAUCAAGUUCAGCAAGGAGUACCGCAAGGUUCCCAUCGUGAUGGUGGACGACGAGCAGCUCAACGACUCGGCCCACAUCAUCGCCACGCUCGACGAGAGACUGGGCAAGAUCGCGCCCCCCGGGUUCAUCGGGGGCAAGGCCAUGACCGAGAAGGAGGAGAAGUGGGCCAAGUGGGUGGACGCCUGGUUCGUGCACGUCAUCACCCCAAACAUCUACCGCACGUGGGCCGAGGCUUUCAAGUCGUUUGACUACAUCACCGAGCGGGGUAAGUUUGGCUGGGUGGAGCGUCAGAGCGUUCGACUCUCCGGCGCCGUCUCCAUGUACCUCAUCAGCCAGAACGUGCUGAAGAAGAGGCACGGCAUCGAGGACGAGAGGCUGGAGCUUUACAAGGCGCUGGAGGACUGGAUGGAGAACGGCGUGGGCGGCGCGGCGUUUUGCGGAGGCGACGUGCCAAACGUGGCGGAUAUCAGCGUAUUCGGCGUGCUCAGGGCGGUGAAGACCUUCGAGACGUUCGACGACGCCCUGGCAAACGUCAAGAGCGUGGAGGGCUGGUACAGGAGGAUGGAGAAGGAGGUUGGAGAGGCGACCAGGACCGACGGCAUCGCCAACUGA